AUGCUGGCCGGCGCACUCUGCCGCUUGGCAGCCGACGUCCCCAGGGCGUCCCCACACAAUGUGCCGCAACUCGCACGCCACCUUGAGCGCGUGCUCGUUAUUCGCAGCGCCGCUGAAUCCUCCCCCGCCCGCGCCUCGCCGCGCAUCUACGCGUAUGCCCGCUGCUAUGCUACGACUACACGCGCAACCAAGCCCACGGCCACGGUGAAGAAGGCGGUCAAAGCGGCCGCAAGCGAAAAGACCCCGCCAAAGAAGAAGGCUGCACCUGCAAAGACGACUGCAAAGAAGCCAGCAGCCAAGAAGACAAAAAAGCCAGCGGCCAAGAAGCCAGCGGCCAAGAAGGCGGCCCCGAAGCGUGCGAAGAAGAAGGUACUAACCGAGGAAGAGAAGGAGAGGGCCAAGAUCCGUCAGCUGCGCGCAAAGGCCUUGAAGGAGCCCCUUUCGCAGAGGACGCUGUCGGCCUACAAUCUCUUUGUUGCCGAGCUCACCAAGGGCAAGCCGAGUGGUAGCGACACUCAGGUGUCCAAGAUCACGAGUGCUACUAAGGAGUUCAAGAACCUGUCACCCGCACAGCUCGAGCACUACAACCACCUUGCCAAUGAGGAAAAUGCCAAAAGGAAGGCCGAGUUCGACAAAUGGCUCCAGUCCUACACCCCACAGGAGAUCCGCAUUGCCAACCUCGCUCGCGCCCAGCUGCGCAGGAGACUCGCCGGUAAACAGAAGGGCCACCCUGCCCACUCUGCCAAACUACACGACCCCCGCCACGUCAAGGCCACGCUGAACCCCUACGCCUUGUUUUCCCGAGCCAGACACGCCACCGGCGACUUCAAGGGCAUCCCUGUUAUCCAGGCCUCCAAGCUCAUUGGUGCUGAGUGGAAGUCAUUGAACGAGAGUGAGAAGCAGAAAUACCAAAGCGAGGCCAAUGCUCUAGCUACCAAGCAGUAA
This is a messenger RNA of Bipolaris oryzae ATCC 44560, 945 nucleotides long. RefSeq lists its product as uncharacterized. The record is from RefSeq and is a predicted model, not a curated record. The transcript is spliced from 3 exons. NCBI's taxonomy places the organism in Eukaryota, Fungi, Ascomycota, Dothideomycetes, Pleosporales, Pleosporaceae. Bases 1 to 945 code for a protein of 314 amino acids.